AUGGUCAUGGACGUCGCUCGUACGUCCAUGAUCCAUGCAGCUGCUCCCCAUUUUUUGUGGCCGUUCGCGGUUCAGUACGCGGCGUAUCAGAUCAACCUCCAGCCCCGGGUCUUCGUGCCGGAGACCACACCUACUCUGCGGUGGACGGGGAAGGUUGGCGAUGCGUCCACGUUCCGUGUCUGGGGAUCUCGAGCUUUCGUCCGCGACUUGUCUGCGGACAAGCUGUCCUCCCGUGCUGUUCCCUGCGUCUUCCUUGGCUUCCCCCCUGACGCGCCUGGUUGGCAGUUUUACCACCCCACCUCGCGCCAUGUUCUGUCCUCUCAGGACGUCACGUUUGACGAGUCGGUUCCUUACUACCGUCUCUUCCCCUACCGCACUGCCCCCCUCCCCCCCCCCCGCCGCUCUUCCUCGCGCCAGGUAGACGCAGUCGAGCCUCUCGAGGUAGCUGUUUACUCUGGUGCUGCUGGGGGGGUUGAGCCUGCGGGUGCUGGGUCAGGGGGUGCUGAGCCUGAGCGUGCGGAGCCUAGGGGUGCUGAGUUUAAGGGUGCUGAGUCUGGGGGUGCUGAGCUUGGGGUUGCUGAGUCUGGGGGUGCGGAGCCUGCUCGUGUGGAGUCUGGAGGUGCUGCGCGUGGAGGUCCUUUGGGUGCUUCGUCCCGGCGGGAGCCACUCUCUCCACAGCAGCUGCGCGGGUGGUUUGCUCGGCGCUGGAGCCGUGCUGCUGGAGCUGGUGGUGCUACGGGCGCUGGAGGUUCUACUGCAGCUGGAGCUACUGGAGGUGCUGGAGCUCGCAAUACUGCUGGAGCGGGUGCUGCUGGAGGUACUGGAGCUGGCGCUACUGGAGCUGCUGAGGCUUCUGGUGGUUUUGCUGGAGUUGGAGGUGCUGCUGGAGCCGGUGCUCCUGGGGGUGCUGGGGUUGGCACUACUGGAGCUGCUGGAGGUGCUGCUGGAGCUGGUGGAGUUGGACCUGACCCUGGGGGUGCUGGUGCUGUCCCUUCUGUUUCUGGAGGCACUGCGCGGCCGCGGCCGUACUUCGUUCCACUCCUUGAGCAGGUUCUUGGUCUCCCGCCUUCUACUGGUCCUGCUCCUUCCUUAGAGUGUCCACCGCCUGUCGUGUCGCAGUCCCAGUUACAGCCCGCCUCCCCACUGCCUACUCCUUCUCCUUACACUGGUCCGACAGGAGGUCUUACGGAGCGUCAUGAGCCUGAGUCUCGUCCUGCGUCGCCUAUUCGUGCUGCUCGCACUAGUCGUCGUGGUUCGCGUCAGCGUCCUCCUCCUGUCCCUGGCACGCACCAGAUGGCUCUGCGUCCUUCCAUUGCUCCGCAGCGUGUCCCUCUGCUGUCUCCUCCUGCGUCCUCUCUUCCUGCCGUUGCUGACCUGCCGUCAGACCUUGCUCGUGCUGCCAGUCCUACUGUCACGCAUCUUCUCGCUACUGUUGUCACUGACCCUUCGUUUGAGUCCACUAUUGCGUCUGCCUUGGUUGCUGAGCUUGUCGACUUUGCUGCUCACUGUCGUUUAGACUACGCCGCUAUUCUUGUUGCUGAGUCUGAGUCUGUCUGUCCUCCGUCCGUCAGGGGUGAGUGUGCUCUUAGCACGGACGUCCUUGAGACAUCCCGACCCCGCGCUCUUACGCAGAGGCGAUAG
Molecule: messenger RNA, 1641 nt
Organism: Closterium sp. Naga37s-1
Lineage: Eukaryota; Viridiplantae; Streptophyta; Zygnematophyceae; Desmidiales; Closteriaceae
Source: the annotation of a GenBank genome assembly